CAUGCUCUUAAUCGGCCAAGGGAGGUGCAAAUCCCUACAGAUGAGGGCGAUGAGUCUCGAGACUACGUAUGUCUUCAAGCCGCACAUGUAGAGGUCCAAUAGGGAGUGAUGACAAUUGUUGAUCAAAGGGUUUGACCCCACCCCAAUUGUAUGAGCGCCCAUGACUUCGUAGAGGUUUCUGCAUCUCUGACACUCAUUCUCACACCCGGACUUAUUACUCUUGUCCUCGGCUCUGGUCCCAAUAAUAGGCUAUUGUCAGAGAGUCACUUUGAUCAUGCAUGCUCAGCUCAAGCUGUAACUAGCACUCCAUCUGCACCGCAUGGUUUAGCUCAGCAGUUUCGCCACCAGCUGCCGCAUCGUUGGAGAUAAUGUUUCCAUGGUGAUACGUUUACCUCCUUUUUGAGCUGCUGAAGGAUUUGAGUACUGAGCACUGUAAACAGUGAAAGUUUAUAGGGUUGCGGGACAACCUUUCUACAAUAGCAGUAGCUGCAAAGAUAUUUGGGUGUGGUGCGUCUCUGUUCAGCCGGUCGGGAAGAAGCUCGCAAUCGGUGCGGGAGCUACCACUUGCGAGACAAUAAGAAUGGGGCGACAUUUAGGAUUACCUGUCCUGUUGGUGGUCUUGGCCAUACUUCUUUUCGUGCAGUUUGCCGUAGCAGCCGAUGAGGGCUUUGGCAGGCAUUUCAACUAUUUUGAGACUGCGAGCUUUCCCCAUCGAGUGGAUGGAGCGGUUGUGGCCACUACAUUCGGCGACCCUGCGAAAGCGCAGGCGUUUACUGUGAACCUCCUGCGAAGAGAUCAACAUGAGAAGCUCGCCGGUGUCUCAGGAAAGUCCUGGCAGCAGAGCUUCACUGAAGCAGUGCAACGGAGCCAUGAACGUGUUGCAUUUUACACGCUAAAACUUAGCCCCGAUGCAUUUGGGUCCCAAGAAUUUCAGAGCCCUGUCAAGGCUGGAAAUGGAGAGUAUCUCAUGACUCUAACGCUUGGAAGUCCUCCGCAGUCGUUCGAUGUUAUUGUGGACACAGGAAGUGAUUUGAACUGGGUACAGUGCUUGCCUUGCCGAGUUUGUUACCAGCAGCCUGGUCCUAAGUUUGAUCCUUCCAAAUCCCGCUCCUUUCGCAAGGCUGCUUGCACCGAUAACCUGUGUAAUGCUCUUCCUCUUAAGGCUUGUGCUGCCAACGUCUGUCAAUAUCAAUAUACGUACGGUGAUCAGUCCAACACCAACGGUGAUUUGGCCUUCGAAACGAUUUCCCUCAACAACGGCGCUGGCACGCAAAGCGUUCCUAACUUUGCAUUUGGAUGCGGCACGCAAAACCUUGGUACAUUCGCGGGAGCUGCUGGGUUGGUUGGCCUCGGUCAGGGUCCGCUAUCUCUUAAUUCGCAGUUAUCACACACGUUCGCCAAUAAGUUUUCUUACUGUUUGGUGAGCUUGAACUCGUUGUCAGCAAGCCCUUUGACCUUCGGAUCAAUAGCUGCAGCCGCAAACAUUCAGUACACGUCCAUUGUGGUAAAUGCCCGGCACCCCACUUACUACUACGUUCAGCUUAACUCCAUCGAAGUUGGUGGGCAGCCUCUGAAUCUUGCGCCAAGUGUGUUUGCAAUCGAUCAGUCGACGGGACGUGGUGGAACUAUCAUCGAUUCCGGAACGACUAUCACCAUGCUCACUCUGCCUGCAUAUAGUGCUGUCUUGAGGGCAUACGAAUCCUUUGUCAACUACCCUCGGUUGGAUGGUUCCGCAUACGGCCUGGACCUGUGUUUCAACAUCGCUGGCGUGUCGAAUCCUAGUGUUCCAGACAUGGUUUUCAAGUUCCAAGGGGCAGAUUUUCAGAUGCGUGGUGAGAAUUUGUUCGUCCUCGUUGAUACUAGUGCCACCACGUUGUGCUUAGCAAUGGGGGGGAGUCAGGGUUUCAGUAUCAUCGGUAAUAUCCAGCAACAGAAUCACCUCGUCGUCUACGACUUGGAAGCCAAAAAGAUCGGGUUUGCAACUGCUGACUGUUAGCCAGUGCUUCACUGACAUUUCCAAGCUUCUGAGGACCAUCAUAUGGAUUAAUGUAGGACUAAGUAACUAUUGUCUAAAAUUCCUUGGAGGGAAUUAUUUCAUAGUGGCAUCAGCCACUAUAUUCCUCCCCUUGGAAGCAACACCAAGGUGUAGGAAACCGCUGCAUACUUCCCACAUGGCCGUUGCAGGGUGUGUAUCCAACGUUGGUUUGACAAGAAUUGAGACAACAGCCAAAGUAUACUUUGAGUCCACAUCUUCACUAAAGAGUUUACCGUUUUCUGGAGGUUAGUUCAUGUUCAAGAAUUCUUUCUAGUAAUCUUCAUGGUGAAUGCCUUCGCGCAUUAGUUUGAAGCUUCAGAAGGGGCAAUAAACGCGCCGUGCUGUGAUGCUUCGCUGUCUGCAUUAUUUGACAUUGCAAACUUUCGAUCUUUGUUGUGUCUGUUUCUAGACUAAAUACCCAACAGCUCUGAUCCCACUUCCCCGUU
Molecule: messenger RNA, 2481 nt
Organism: Physcomitrium patens
Lineage: Eukaryota; Viridiplantae; Streptophyta; Bryopsida; Funariales; Funariaceae
Product: aspartic proteinase nepenthesin-1
Biological process (GO): proteolysis
Cellular component (GO): extracellular region
Molecular function (GO): aspartic-type endopeptidase activity
Source: RefSeq, a predicted model, not a curated record